AUGACCAAUAUUUUGUGUCUGCUCUACGUGGGAUGGAUCACCAAUUAUGUGAAUAAUAACGGAAACGUCAAAGUUGCGGGAAGGACGCACGAGAAAAAGUUUGACGACGACAGCAGAGGAGAAACGCUGAGGAUUAUAGAGAGACUGGACAGGCUGGAGACUGUUGUGAACCAGCACAUCCAAGAAUGUAACCUGGUGGAGAGCGAGGACCAUGUGGAAGUGAACGGGGAAGUGUUUCACAAACCCUUUGUGGAGAAGCCCGUCUCCGCUGAGGACCACAAUGUCUACAUCUAUUACCCAACCUCUGCUGGCGGCGGCAGCCAGCGUCUCUUCAGAAAGAUCGGCAGUCGGAGCAGCGUGUAUUCUCCUGAAAGUACUGUUCGCAAGACUGGAUCUUACAUCUACGAGGAGUUCAUGCCCACAGAUGGCACUGAUGUUAAGGUUUACACAGUUGGACCUGAUUACGCUCACGCCGAAGCCCGUAAGUCUCCUGCUCUGGAUGGGAAAGUGGAGCGAGACAGUGAGGGGAAGGAGAUCCGUUAUCCUGUGAUGCUCACUGCAAUGGAGAAGCUUGUGGCCAGAAAAGUGUGUCUUGCAUUUAAGCAAACAGUCUGUGGUUUUGACCUCCUCCGAGCAAAUGGUCACUCAUUUGUUUGUGACGUUAAUGGCUUCAGCUUUGUAAAGAACUCCAUGAAGUACUAUGAUGAUUGUGCCAAAGUCCUGGGGAACAUGGUGAUGCGAGAGCUGGCUCCUCAGCUCCAUAUUCCCUGGUCAAUCCCCAUGGAAGCAGAGGACAUCCCUAUAGUCCCGACUACCUCAGGGACCAUGAUGGAGCUGCGUUGUGUUAUUGCUGUAAUUCGCCAUGGUGACCGUACGCCCAAACAGAAGAUGAAGAUGGAGGUCAGGAACGCCCUGUUUUUUGAGUUGUUUGAGAAGUACGGUGGCUAUAAGUCUGGAAAACUCAAGCUGAAGAAACCAAAACAGCUCCAGGAAGUGCUGGAUAUUGCUCGUCAGCUGUUGGCAGAACUGGUCCUGCAUAAUGAUUGUGAGAUUGAGGAGAAGAAAUCCAAGCUAGAACAACUGAAGACGGUUCUGGAGAUGGAAUCCAGCCUGAAUGAUAAUCAGUAUGGCCAUUUCUCAGGGAUCAACAGGAAGGUGCAGCUGACCUACCUCCCAAAUGGGCAGCCCAAAGCAUCCAGUGAAGAGGAAGACGCUCUGAAGGAGGGCCCAUCUUUACUGCUGGUGCUGAAGUGGGGCGGUGAGCUGACGCCAGCGGGUAGAGUUCAGGCUGAGGAGCUUGGACGAGCCUUUCGUUGCAUGUACCCUGGAGGACAAGGCGACUAUGCCGGCUUCCCUGGUUGUGGCCUUCUCCGUUUACACAGCACUUACCGCCAUGACCUCAAAAUUUACGCAUCAGAUGAGGGUCGUGUUCAGAUGACUGCAGCAGCUUUUGCAAAGGGUCUGUUAGCACUGGAAGGAGAGCUGACUCCAAUCCUCGUUCAGAUGGUGAAGAGUGCCAACAUGAACGGACUGCUGGACAGCGACAGCGACUCUCUCACUGACUGCCAGCAGAGAGUCAAAGCUCGAUUACAUGAGAUCAUGCAGAAGAACAAAGACUUCAGUGAGGAGGACUACAGCAAGUUGGCUCCAACAGGCAGCCCAUCUCUGGUGAACUCUAUGGGGGUGAUCUUCAAUCCAGUCAGUACUUGUGAUCGAGUUCACACACUCAUUAAAAGCCUUACUUGGCAGAUCUGUAAAAGGCUGGAAGACCCCAAAUCUGCAGAUCUACAGCUAUACCACAGUGAGACUCUGGAGCUCAUGCUGCAGCGCUGGUCCAAACUGGAGCGUGACUUCCGCAUGAAAAACGGCCGCUAUGACAUCAGUAAGAUCCCAGAUAUCUAUGACUGUGUGAAAUACGACACCCAACACAAUUCUUCUCUGGGGCUUGAGGACACGCUGGAGCUUUUCCGUCUGUCCAGAGCACUUGCAGACAUCAUUAUCCCACAGGAGUAUGGAAUCACUAAAGCAGAGAAGCUGGAUAUUGCCAGUGCCUACUGCCUGCCUCUGGUCAAGAAGAUUCAGCUGGAUCUUCAGAGAACCCAUGAGGACGAGGCCGUCAACAAGCUGCAUCCACUGUACUCGCGGGGCGUGAUGUCUCCGGGUCGACAUGUUCGAACCCGGCUGUAUUUCACCAGCGAGAGCCACGUCCACUCCCUGCUUAACAUCUUUCGCUACGGAGGCCUGUUAGACGAGCUAAAAGAUGACCAGUGGAAGCAGGCUAUGGACUACCUCAGCGCUGUAACCGAACUCAACUAUAUGACACAGAUUGUUAUUAUGCUGUAUGAGGACAAUAACAAGGACCCCUCUUCAGAGGAACGUUUCCAUGUGGAGUUGCACUUUAGCCCGGGAGUGAAGGGGUGCAAGGAUGAGGAGAAUGCACCGAUGGGUUUUGGCUUCCGGCCUGCCUCCUCCGAGAACCACGAGAUGCAGACAGACCCAGGCAGUCUUGAAGACCUUUCUCAAGACGAGCCUGACAGAGCUGCACUGACUGAGCCAAUCAGCAUUCAGAGGAAGUCACCACUCAUACGAGGCCGAAAGGCUGGAUCUAUGGAGGCUCUUUCAGAGAGUAACACUUCUUCUCGAGGGCUGCCGUAUCGCAUCUUCCCAUCGACUUCUCGUCAGUCACCCAAGAUCAAACCCAGCGGGCUAGGCGCCCAGUGUGCGGGCCUCUUCAGUGCCUCCUUCCCCAACCUGAGAGACCUAGCGCGAGUUCCCCGCAAAAAGCCCUGCUCGCUCAGGAAUCGGUCUUCUCAAACCGAGCUGCUCUCUAUGCCGGCAGUAAAGAGAUUUUCUGUGUCGUAUGCCAGGCAUCCGACUAAUGGGUUUGAAGGUUGCUCCUUGGUGCCCUCCAUCUAUCCACUGGAGACACUGCACAACUCGCUGUCCCUCAAGCAGGUGGACGAGUUCCUCACCACGUUGUGCAAAAACGGGAGCGAGACACAAUUCAAGAGGCUCAAAUCCCUGUCUGCCAUGUUUGAGUCACACUCCCAGCCAUCCAUAGAUGUUGAUAAUCAGGAGACCCCAAUGUCAACUCCAGUCCAGAACCAACCAGCUCCACAGUCUCUCUGGUACACCAGCAGCCCUCCCAGUACCGUAUCCAGUUCUGGGCCCUCGUCUCCAUCUGUGCCCGAUCCCUCAUCCAACUUCAGAUUCAACAGCGAGUAGAAACAUCUUUUACUCUUAGAUCAGUUUCACAGUGUCUGUUUGAAAAGUUAGAGGUUAAGAUUGAUAUGGUCCAUGUUAUCUACUUGGAAGCUGCUAAUAUUGUACUAUCUGGACUUCUACCUGAACAAUGCAGAGCCUCUUUGUCUGAGAUUCAGCUGAUAGUUUGAUCUGUCAGCAAAUACAGCUCUGAAACCAGUAAUUAUCUCUUCCGCUGUACUUCUGAGCUCCGGUGGAGUUGGAUAGUAAUUAUGAUCCCAGAUUCAGCAGCAGAGAGACAGAGACAUUACAGACAAUAGUAAUUGUGUGUGCAUCUUUUUCCCCCACCCUACAAAUGCAACUCAAAUAAAUACUCAAAGAAGCAUACAAGUCCAAAAAAUAUAUAUUUAAUCAUUCAGAUCCAAUCGUGUUAUUUUAAUUGUACCACUAUUUUUUUCAGUUUGUGUAUAUUAUAAUUAUUUUAUGAUUUUCUUUUUUGAUCAUGUGAUUUCUUUUUAGAUCUACCAAAAAAUUGCUGUAUUUUUAUUAUGUGAAUUGCAAAGGUAUUGUUUGAGAAUGAUUCAAGGGAUAGUUCACCCAAAAAUGAAUAUUCUGUCAUCGUUUACUCACCCGUCAUGUCAUUCAGAACCUGUAUGAAUUUAUUUCUUCUGUUAAAUAUAAAAGAAGAUAUUCUAAAGAAAGUUGUAAAUCAAAAAGAUGGUGGCACCCAAUGACUUACAUAAUAUUUUUUUUUUUUCCAAACCAUGGAAGUGAAUGGCUACCGUCAAAUGUUUGGGUUACCCACAUUCUUCAAAAUCUCUUCUUUUGUGCUCAACAGAAGAAACUCAAACAGGUUUAGAGCAACCUGAAAAAAUGAGUAAAUGACAGAAUUUUAAUUUUGAGCAGGACCCGUCCCAUAAAAUGAGCUGCAAUAGACUUUUCAAGAGUGUUCAGCUGUUUGUAAUCUGCUGUAGUGUUUACUCUGUAAAGUUGAAAGUAUAUUUAAUUUUAGAGACUUGUAUUACUUAAAUAAAUGGCUUUAAAUGUG
Carassius auratus (goldfish) is the source of this 4249-nucleotide messenger RNA. RefSeq names its product inositol hexakisphosphate and diphosphoinositol-pentakisphosphate kinase 1-like. The record is from RefSeq and is a predicted model, not a curated record. The transcript is spliced from 27 exons. NCBI's taxonomy places the organism in Eukaryota, Metazoa, Chordata, Actinopteri, Cypriniformes, Cyprinidae. Gene Ontology annotation, cellular component: cytosol. Gene Ontology annotation, molecular function: 5-diphosphoinositol pentakisphosphate 1-kinase activity; inositol hexakisphosphate kinase activity. Gene Ontology annotation, biological process: inositol metabolic process; inositol phosphate biosynthetic process. Bases 1 to 3225 code for a protein of 1074 amino acids.